Molecule: messenger RNA, 6549 nt
Organism: Cotesia glomerata
Lineage: Eukaryota; Metazoa; Arthropoda; Insecta; Hymenoptera; Braconidae
Gene: axo
Product: neurexin-4
Exons: 27
Coding region: 339-6332 (1997 amino acids)
Molecular function (GO): serine-type endopeptidase inhibitor activity
Source: RefSeq, a predicted model, not a curated record
AAUAAAAAUUAAUAUUUUUGGAGUCGAUAAUCGAUAAAUUUUUUUCGUCUAAAAUUGCGGUGUUCUAUUUUUAAGAAUUAAUAUAACAAGUGAAUAGUGUCGAAAUAUCAAUGCAUAUAUUUUUAUAAAUAAUAGACAGUAUAUACAACAGACUUUAAGGAAAAACUGUAAAGUAAAAUAAAAAUAGACUAAAAGUGCUAAAAUAUUAAUAUAUGUUAUGAAUAGUGAGCGUGCCUAUUUUUUCUGCUUAAUCGAUCUCUGGUGACCAUUUUUAUUCUAUAAUACCAAGUUCCAGGCUUAUUGUUUCGCAUGCCGUAACUAUCAACGAAUGAAGAAGGAUGACGAGACAAUCAAGGGGGGUCUUAAUGAUCCUGAGUCUGUUGAGUGUAACACUGAAUGUGAAGUCGAGUAUCACAGACUCAUCGGAAGCGGAAUUAAUCGACGAGACAGAAAUAAUAGCAACGACGACGAAGCGUACGUUGCCCGAUCGCUGUUUGGUGAAAACAGACACCGGUCCUUGCAAAUAUUAUAUUCACAAAUGGACGUUCAACAAAGCCGAGAAUAAAUGCAGAACUUUUGUUUACGGAGGCUGUUUAGGAAACGAAAACAGAUUCAACUCUCAGCUAGAAUGUCUGCAUUAUUGUAUCGGCGGUCCCAAUUAUACUCUGCCAUCUUAUAUGGUGACAAAAGGAAGCGUUUUUGUUACAACGAGUACUACUACGACAAGUACUGUGCCUACAACGACGCCAAGCACUCCUUCACCUACAUUUAUCCCUCCAGAACCGACGAGACCUCCGGUUCCAAAACACAAACGAGGAAAGGAAUUAACAUUCAUGGAAUCUGGUUACGAAAAAACAUUCAUGUUCGCCCAAAGCAAUACAUUCAUUCAACUCGACGGAAGUGGAAUAAAAACAUUUCAACUGCGUUUGUGCCGCGAAAUAUCCUUCCAAUUUCGGACGAAACUCCCCCAUGGACUUUUGGUCUACCACAGUGUAAAAGAUCGCCCAGAAAGCUUGGACCCAUAUGCUCUGUACGUAAUUGUAGAAAAAGGACAACUUAAAGUCGUCCACGUGUUUGGCAAAGCUUCUACGAGUUUAACCGUCGGAGAGGGCCUCAAUCGCGACGAAUGGCAUAGCGUUCUUGUACGUAUAGACGUUCACGGUGCCAAAUUAAUCGCCCGUGUCGAUGAUAAACAAGAAGAAACUACUCUUGAAGUUCUAGAACGUGUCAUAAAUUACGGGGUCUCGGAAGAUCUUGCAUCGGUCGUUCUUAUCGGCGGAUUGAGUUCAGAAGAAAGAUUACAUGGUGUUAAAUAUAUCAUUGAAUCUUUCGUAGGAUGUAUCAAAGAUAUGGUAUUAAGUUCUGGAAAAUCAGCAAGUGAUUUACUUCCAAUACGUCCUUUAAUUGCAACCAAACAUGAAAAUGUUAAAGAAGGCUGUAUCAAUAAAUGUUGGACGAGAGAAAAUUUGUGUUUUAUUGGCAGUCAAUGUAUCAAUCAUUACAACAGUUUGACAUGUGAUUGUUUCGGAACAAGAUAUGAGGGAGAACGUUGUGACGUUUACACUGCGACAAUUUUAACUCUCCGAGGGUCUUCAUACGUGUCUUUCAGAGUUUACGAUUGGAAAGACCGAGUUCAUUCUUCUGUUAAUCGACUAAGUUUAAUGUUCAAAACACGUUGGGAUGACUCUGUACUGUUUUACGCAUCCGGCGAGAUAGACGGUACGGCUCACUACGUAUCAGCCAGCAUAAUUAAUAAAAAAGUUCAUAUUUCCCUUGACUUUGGUCACGACUCAAAGAUAACUACGACCUUAGGUGAUUACGUUAACUCGAAUCACUGGAAUAAUUUAACAAUAUUUCAUAAUGGCUCUCAAGUGACUGUAAGUCUUGAUUACGAAACUCAAAUACUUGAAAUACCUGGUGAUAAUCAUUACAUGAUUAUUGACCCGGAAAUUUAUAUUGGCGGGGGUCCUGAAUUGCACAAAAAAAGGGGUCUUAUGUCUUACAAUAAUUUUGCAGGCGCACUAAAGUACGUUUUUUAUAACGACAAGUCAAUAAUAUAUGAGCUCAAAAAAUCAAAUCCAAUGGUUCAUUACAUAGGAGUACUUCAACCAGAAUAUUAUGAAGUGGAUGUCGACGUAAUUCCAAUAACUUACCCGUUCGCGGGGAGUCAUAUCUGGUGGCCAAUAGCCAGAACUGAUUCUCUGAUGCUUAAUUUCGACUUCCAAAGCUCAGAACCGGUGGCCGUAGUCGCUUCUGGCGACGUUAAAAGCGACCAAGGUAUCGGAUACUGGGAGUUGAGACUUGUCAACGAUGAGAUGAGAUUUCAGUUGAUUCCAGUUUUAAGUGAAAAUAUAACUGUUUCCUCUUCCGUUAAAUUUCCGCCGGAUAACAAGACAUCUUGGCAUGCAGUUGAGCUCAAUUACACCAAGGGUGAACUCAACAUUAUUGUAGACUAUAGACAUAAACAGGGAAAAUUGUUCGCGAUGACCUUCGAACUCGGUGACAAAGUUAUUAUCGGUAGCGGUAAAAGCGAUGCAGGUUUAGUCGGUUGUAUGAGAAAUAUAAAAGUUAAUGAUGAAGUUAUUGAACCGCGGUAUGUUAUUAAUACUGAGAGAGUUGUUGGUGAAGUUGCUUUGGACAAUUGCCAAUUUGUUGAUCCUUGUAAGAGGCCAAACACUUGUGAACAUGGAGGAAAAUGUUCUGUCAAAGAAAACAAAAUUACUUGUGAUUGCAGCGAUACCGGAUACAUUGGAAAAAAUUGUCAUUUUGCGCAAUAUCGUAAAACCUGUGAAGAAUUGGCAUUAUUAGGAUACACCCAAGAUGACGUUUAUAAAAUAGAUAUAGACGGGAACGGUAGAUUUCCUCCAGCAUUAGUAAAAUGUGAAUUUCAAUCAAUCGAGGAUGCAACUAAAACAAUUGUGGAGCAUAAUUUACCAUCUCAAGUAGACGUAAGAUCAAUAGCGGAAGAUGAUUUUUCUUUCAAUAUAACUUAUCGGCAAUUUACCGGUGAAAUGCUGCAAGAAUUGAUUUCACACUCACUAUACUGCAGUCAGUACGUUAAAUAUGACUGCUACAAAGCGCCUUUGGACCUUCAUAGUGCCACUUGGUUCCACGGUUCCAAAGAAACGAUCGUUGAUCAUAUUGGAAAUGCUAAUCGUGGCUCCUGCCCUUGUGGAACAAAUAGAACAUGUGUAAAUCCGGAAUUAAGCUGCAAUUGCGAUGUUUCCGCUGGUAAAUGGCUUUCAGAUGAAGGUUACUAUGAAAGUCCUGACUCUUUAGGUGUCAUGAAGAUGGUUUUUAUUCAGCAGAAGGAUUUGGAAGACGACGCUCAAGGAAGGAUAACACUUGGGCCUCUAGAAUGCGUUGAAACAAAUACACAAAAAUACGUCGUUACCUUUACGACUUCCCAAUCGUACAUCGAAGUUCCAGGAUGGCGUAAAGGCGACAUAGCUUUUAGUUUCCGUACAACUGGAGAAAAGGCUAUUCUUUUAUACCAACCUCCGAUUAGAAGCAACUACCCUUCGUUUAUGGUCGUACUGACUUCUGAAUACCGCCUUACUUUUAAUUUUACUCUAAAUACCGGAGCGAAUCGUGAAAUGGAAGUGAAAAGCCGUCGAAAACUAAACAACGGUGAAUGGCAGAAAAUUUGGAUCGACUACAAUGACUACCAUGUUCGAUUUAUGAUCAAUACUGACUUCCAAAUGGUUGAAUUACUGCCUGAAGAAGAGUUUGGACCGUUUGAGGGCUCAAUGUUCAUUGGUGGAGCAACUGCGGAGCACUUGAAAACUUCAGAAGUAAGGCAAGGCUUGAUUGGAUGUUUCCGUGGUUUGGUUGUCAAUGGAGAAAUUUUGGACAUCCAUAGUUACAUGUCAGUUCACUUAUCAGAAAUUAUUAAAGAUUGUAAGCCAUCAUGUCAACCAAACAAGUGCCAAAAUGGUGCGAGAUGCGUCGAGCUCUGGAGUAAUUUCGAAUGUGUGUGCGAAAAUAAAUGGGCGCAUCAAGGAACAUUUUGCGAAACAAAUAUCAACAGCAAAGCACUGACAUUUUCAUCUCCGGGUGCAUUUCUGAAGAAGAACUACUUUGGGUCCGGUGCUGAUGAAGAGAAGCUACUGCUGAAGAGUAUGCUGAUGGAGAAUAUCCUGAUAAAUCUCCGGACCUACGACACCCACUCGCUAAUCCUGUACGCCAAUGACCACCUGAACAACUUUGCUCAUCUCUACAUAUCCAACGGGACCAGCAUUGUCUACUUGUUUAACACCGGGAACGAGAUAAAGAACAUCACCGUCCAGUAUCCAGGAGUAAACACCGGGAUAUCGGUUCAAAUCGCUAUUGUCAGAGGUCCAACUUCAACUACGCUACAUGUUAAUAAUCACAAUGUCACGCUGGAUGCUAUACCGCUCCUGCUGGAUACUUAUUCCAAUAAGCCGUGGAUCAAUCCAGAGAAGGAAGUCUUGGCACCACAACGACCACCUGCUCCGCCAACGGAUUACUUUCAAGUUAAUUUAGGAGGAUUUGAUCCAGACAAUCUUCUUCGGGUUGGAAAAGAAGGGAAUCUUAUUCAAGGAUACGUCGGGUGUCUUCGAGGUCUCAUGAUCGCUGAAUAUCUUGUAGAUCUUCCAAAUCUGGCUAGUGAAGCUAAUCACGAAGGAAGCAAAGGGGUUUUGCCAAAUUGUCAAAUGAAAUGUGACGCUAUGCCGUGUAAAAAUCUUGGAAUUUGCACGGAAGACUUUGGCAAGCAAGAAUCUUCUUGUAAUUGCGAGUUGACUUCUUAUUUUGGAGAAAAUUGUGCUGAUGAAAAAGGCGCUGAUUUCAGCGGUGAAAGUAAUCUGCAAAGAGGCUUUGAGUUAGAAGGCGAAGUAAAACAAGUUAAAGUUCAGUUGGCCUUUUCCACAAACGACUUACGGCAACGAACAUCAGCGUUAUUAUUACUACAAACUGAAAACAAGAGAACUUACUAUCUGCUGGUAGCAUUGACUUCGGAAGGUCAGUUGAUUUUUGAAGAGGAUAGAGAAGGUUCAACUUACGGAGUUCGAUUAAAUGAUAGGAAUUUUUUGAAUGGUGCAAGGCAUAGUGUUUAUUACGUACGAGAUAAUAAUACUGCUACUUUAAUGAUUGAUCGUGAACCUGUACAAUUAUUACCAAUUCCCGUUUUAAGUAUCAAUGACGAUGAUAAUGAUAAUCACCAGGAAGAAGAUGAAAGUCCUGGGUCUACUGAGAUUCAAUUAGGUGGCCUCAAUACCACUGAUCCUCGAUUUACUGCUUACAAAGGCUACACAGGGUGUCUCAGUAAUGUCAUUGUUUCUAUUAACGGAGGAGCGAUGAUGAAACCAUUAGAAGAAUAUAUGUUAUUUACUAAAAAAGGCAGUGAAACAGUGAGGGCGUCUAUUCCGGCGGGUGUCAGAAGUGCUCAAUGCGCUGUUUUUCAUGCUCAACCGCGAGGUCUCGAACCUCCAAGAAAUGACAGUGUCGGUCGAGAUAGAGCGUGGGUAGAAGACCCACCUGCAAGAGUUCCAUACAAAUCGAUAUACAAUGACGAAACUAAAGAAGAACAAGGAGCCGGCACCUAUAUUUUUAUAGUUCUCGUUUGUGUAUUUGUAUUUGCAGUACUUGGAUGUAUUUACGAAGUAAUAAGAAGUGCAAGACGUGAUCGGAAACGGAGACGAGCUCGUGCUUCAGCUGCUGUUUCAGGCAGCGGAUCUCCUGGCGGUUCUAAACGAUGGCAACCAACUUAUGCUAAUUCUGUCGUAGGUCCAUCUGGAGUUAAAACUGUCGGAUUUAAAACAAUUAUUGAAGAUGAAAAAAGACCCAAUGGUACUCAUAAUAAAAUUUCUGUUAAAGAGUACAAAUCGGUACCUAAUUCAGAGUCCAAAAAUGAUGUUUCUAAUGAUAAAAAAGUCUUUAUAAAAGAUGAAGAUUCAGAGAAGAAAGAAUUACUAGGGGUAAAUACAGGCACCGGACCAAAACCUGCGAAACCGAAUCCAUUUUCAAUGGAAGACUUAACUGAAGAGCCGGAGCUUGAAGAACGCGAGCAAGAAGAAGAAGAAGUAAACGAAGAAGAGGAGGAAGAUGAAGUUGACAAAAGUUCAACAAGUCCGGAAAUAGAAGCUCAAGUACUCGUCAAACCUGUUCCGAUCGUACGCAUAUUUGGAGUUAGACAACCAUCAAAAUCUCAAGCAACGAGUCCAGAUGGAAAAUUUAAAAUGCUCAACACCACUCCGAUAUUCUUAGGAGAAGACAUACGAACUUUUGAAAACCCACUGAGCUAUUUAGGUGGACCUAAAUUACAAUCUAGGAGCAGAACAUCUAUUGAAUCAAUAUUAUCUCUUGAUUAAUUGAACAUAAUGUAAAAUAAAUUUAAGUAAAUGUGUAACAGUGAAUUUGUGUGAUUAAUUCAUUGGAUGUAGCUAUAAUUGUAUAAUUGUAUGUUGAAGAUACCAACUAGUCAAGUUUUUGUUGACGUCGAUAUUAUUAUGUAUAAAAAUUGUUCAUCUGUAAAAAUAAUUUUGUUCAUAUAAUAAUUAAGAGUUAUAGGUUAAAAUAAAAAAUGUU